This is a messenger RNA of Andrographis paniculata, 5064 nucleotides long. RefSeq lists its product as uncharacterized. The transcript is spliced from 2 exons. The coding region runs from base 1953 to 5045 and encodes 1030 amino acids. The record is from RefSeq and is a predicted model, not a curated record. NCBI's taxonomy places the organism in Eukaryota, Viridiplantae, Streptophyta, Magnoliopsida, Lamiales, Acanthaceae.
CUCAGUAUUUUGUUUUUCAGUAUAGAUUAAUUUCAUAAUUAGUUAAUCUCUGUUUUUGGAGAAAGGUAAAACAUCAAUUAAACGAAGAUUAUGGCGACCUUUCAAUUUAGGUCAAAAGAUGUUAUAUAUCUGCAUUCCUAUCAUCUAAAAUAUGGCUAAAACAUGUUUCCAGCUACAAGUUUUACGUGAGUUGGAAUGAAAGAGAUUUUGUGAAACACGAGUAUGUUUGUUUGCAUUUUGAUUCUUUGUGCUAUAAUAUUUUUCAGGUGAAAAAUGUCUUAGACGUAAUGUUUUGUAUGGGAAGUGUUAGAUGUGAUAAUUUUUGAAGAGAAAUUGAUAGAUCAAACAGUGUGAAAAUAGGUUAGAGAACUUAAGUAACAAAUACCAUUGCGUUUGCAAAGAGUAAUGCAUUUACUGCCCUGGAUAUGAGUUAAAUAAAAAUGCAAUGGCACCACAGUAUCUUUGUCACUAGGGUUGUACACUGACCUAAGCUCCCGACGAGUUGGUUGAGCUUGAGCAGAAAUAUGUGGCUAGUUGGCAUUAUUUAUUACUUAAUUUGUUAAUUUUUAAGAAAUACAUAAUUAUUUUACUAUUAAUUGAGCUUGAGUAGGCUUGAGUUUAGACUUUUGUAUUGAAUUGAAAGUUUUUAAGACUGAGCCUUUCUAUAUCAAACUCAGUUUGUUUACAACCCCUACAUGACUCUUUGAAUCACUUUAUGAGUAAUGCCUCAGACAAUGUAUAAGCUACAAGAGUCAAUGAUGUAGCAAUAGUAUGACUCAAAACAUGACUAAAGAGGCAAUCAAUUUGUUACGUACGAAAUUUAGAGUUAGGUUAAAAGCCCAAGGUAAAAAGAAGAAUGGGCCUGGCAAUAGAAUUGGUUGAACCGGCUCAAGGAAAAUAGGUUUAUUUCUACGGAAAGUCCUCAGGACGGAAGGACUUCAGGUCGGGAGGUCCUCAAGACAGAAAGACCUCAGGUCGGAAGGUCUUCAGGUCGGGAGGUCCUCAAGACGGAAAGUCAUCAGGACGGAAGGACCUCAGGUUGGUAGGUCCUCAAGACGGAAAGACCUCAGGUCGGAAGGUCUUCAGGUCGGGAGGUCCUCAAGACGGAAAGUCAUCAGGACGGAAGGACCUCAAGUCGGUAGGUCCUCAAGACGGAAAGACCUCAGAUCGGAAGGUCUUCAGGUCGGGAGGUCCUCAAGACGGAAAGUCAUCAGGACGGGAAGUCCGCAGGUCGGGAGGCCCUCAGGACGGGAAGUCCGCAGGUCGGGAGGCCUUCAGGACGGGAAGUCCGCAAGUCGGGAGGCCUCAGGUCGGGAAGUUCUCAGGUCGGAACUCUGCGGCAGGACCAACAAAUCGGAUGGUUUGUUAGUCGGGAUGUCUGUAGUUAAUCCAAACAAGUCAGAUGGUUUGCAAGUCGGGAGGAUUGGCAGUCGGACCAAUACGGUUGUAGAUUGGCAAUCGGGCCUAAAGGGCGGAAGGUCUGUGGUCGGCUCAAAGAGUGAAAUACAGGGAUAAUUUCGGUCUGCUGAGGACACGUGUCAGCAGGAGAAGGGUUGGAAGACGGUUGGGAAGGAGACGUUGUAACCGUUCGGGUGACGGUUUUCAGUACGGUUUCCCAGAGAAUAUUUAAGGAUUUGGAUCAUCAUUUGGCAAGGCAUCUUCAAUCAACUUCAACAAAGCAAAGUCAGAUUUGGGGAUCACCACUUUAAAUUUCAGUCUUUUAUUUUCCAGUUUAUUUUCUGUACCAUACAGUGUUUAGAGAUUCCUAAUCUCAGGCACUAAUUAAUCAAGUUUAAGGAUAUUCUCUAUAUCUUUGAAUUUUACUUUAUUUUUGUUGAAAAAUUACAUCAACAAAUUGGCGACCACAGUGGGAGCAAGACAAAAUUGCUCAUUCCAAUUCCGGCGAUAAUUUCAUACGUCUUAGAUCCGGCCGUAUCAUCGGAAGGGUCCAUAUGGCAGGUUCACAACCUCAAUCAUCUUCGGCACCGGUGGGAGAAUCCGUUCCACCACCUAUUGUGCCAAAUGCCGGGGAAAUCCCACAACCACCAACUGAUUGGUGGUCUUAUGUUCAACAAAUGAACAACCAGCACACUUUGGUUAUGCAGAAUAUGUUGCGUGAGCAACAAACGAACAUGUUGCGUGAGCAACAGAGUCUGAUGCAGAACAUGAUAGAUCAAGCACUGUCAAGGGUUAGUCUUCAACCCACUCAAACUCCACCAGGAGUAUCACCAUCCAGACUACAGGCAAAUUUCGCAGGGCCAUCAUUCGUGGAUAGUACAUUCCCAAGUGCCACAAAUCCCAACCGAAUGGAUAGGGGAAAAUCUCCUCUGACUUUUCCCAACACUGUUCCACUGGGACCAAGGGUUACCAAUCCGCAGCCGAACAAUACAAGGGAGGACAGGCCUGAAGGAUAUAUACAUGAUCCUAUUCAUAUUCCUGUGCAGGAUCCGUUCCAUGUUCCUGAUCAUCAACGCUUUCAUGUAGAUCCUGAUGAGAUUGCACAUAUAUUAAGAGAUCAGUAUGGAUUAACUCCUCAGAUGGCUAACCGCCCUGCAUAUCAGAGACCUUUCCCAGAAAGGAUCAUUAAUGAACACCCCCUCCCAAGGAAUUAUCGACCACCCGAUUUUCAUGCAUUCUCAGGGGAGGACGGAUCUUCCACCAUAGAACAUGUUGGUCGGUUCACAGCACAAUUGGGAGAAGUUGGUAAUAACCCUUUUUAUAAGUUGCAACUGUUUGGUCUAUCUCUUACUAGAACAACGUUUUCGUGGUUCGCAAGUUUACCUCAUGGGCAAAUUCAGACGUGGGAAGGACUGGAGAUGGCAUUUCAUGCCAGAUUCUUCAAUCCUUUACCAACUGUUUCUUUAACUGAUUUACUAGAAUUGAGACAGUAUCCAGAAGAAUCUGCUUCACAGUUUAUAGAAAGGGUGCGAUUGAUGAAGGGACGAUGUCCUACGGUAAUCAGUGAGAAAGAGAUGACCAAUUUAGUGGUCCGGAAUAUGCAUACUCGCUUAAGAAAGGCACUCACUGCCCUGGAUGUUGAGGAUUUGGCAAGUCUUGCAUCCAAGGCAGGACGUUUAGAGUCUUUGUUCAGAGAGGAAGAUCAACAUAACAGGCGUAAUAGAGGCCAACAUAUGGCGAGUAUGGGAACAGAAACAUGUGACUUUGAUUUUAAUCAGUCAGAAGAGAUGGCAGCCGAAAUCCUUUCUGGAAAACCUUAUGUAUGCCCCAAAUUGAAGCCAGUACCAGGAUCUGAAGGAAAGGAGCAACCGACGUUUGAUAGUUCGAAAGCUGAUGAAAUCUUUGAUAUCCUACUGACUGAUGGGCAGAUCCGUAUUCCAAAGGGGCAAAGAUUGGCCACUAAAGAAGAAAUCAAAGGGAGACCAUAUUGUAAGUGGCAUAAUUCUUUCACACACAAUACAAGUCAGUGUACUCAUUUCAGGAAGGAAAUUCAAAAGGCUAUCAAGACAGGUCGGCUCAAAUACAUCACUCUAGGUGUAGACCAGCAACCGUUUCCGAAAGUAACAACGGCUAUGUUUGACAUCCAACCAAGUUCGGAAACAGGGAAAAAUUCGGCCAAUAGUGGACAAACAGGGGAACGAACUCAGGCAAGCCCCGGAACAAAAAAAGGAAGUCAGCCAAACAGUGGCCGACCGGAAGAACGACUCAAAGUUGUUGAAAAGCCAGUCGCUGAAAAAUGGGACCAUCCAGACGGUUCUUUUAAUGUGGAGGUGAAAGAAAGGGUUUUAGUGCGUGACCACCCGACCAGAAAAACAGGGUCAGUCGGGAACAAUUGGGCUCGAAAUAAAAAGCCUUUACCAGUUGAUAUAGAUCCUCGUUUCCCAGGUAUGAAUCGUACACAGAUUCGCAAUGCCAAACGCAGGUAUGCUGCGAAGUAUGGGAAACGAGUUCCUUCAGCAAAACAACUAACCGACGAGCAAAACGCAGCCGACUGCUUGGCAGGAGAUCAGUCCAUUCGGGUCUUUACAGAACAAACAACCAACGAGCAGGGAGCAGCCAUGCAAUCUCCAAAAAGUCGGUCCAGUCGGGUCUGUUCAAGAAAGCAACCGAACGACGGAUUAGACGCUUCAGAUUAUACUAAAGGAAGUUCGUCGGGACAGAGGAAAGGUAAAGGAAUAUCAGAUGAAAUAAUUAGAGGUUUUAGAUGCCAACAUUGUGAACGGAUCAACAUCAAUCCAUCUCUUGAAGAAUUCCGUAUAGAAUCUUUGACGGCUCAAUCUCGGAAUAAGACAAAGGAAGAAGUUGUAACUACAGAGGAAAAUUUGAGAUCUGUUAAAUCUCGUCUGGGACCACGAAUCCCUUGUCGAAUGACAGAGAUUAAUCAGAUGAGAGAUGAACCGAUGUGGGCGAGUCUGGUAGAUGAUACUAUGGACGAACCUUUAUGGGCAUUCUUGGCAGAUGACGAAUUAGAGGAAACAGAGUGGGCAAAGACUUCAGAUUCCGAGCCUCAGCCGGAGGCACCUUCGAUUGUGUUUCCUCCUAUUCCAGAGGGUGCGAUCUCCCAUUUGAAGCCUCUGUAUGUUAAUGCUCACAUUUGCGGGAAACCAAUCACAAAGGUUUUUGUGGAUAAUGGAGCAGUCUUUAAUGUUAUGCCAUUGAAGACUCUCAAGAAGCUAGGGAAAGGAAUUCAUGAUCUGUCUCCUGUGAAAUUCGAAAUGACAAGUUUUACGGGGCAGCCGACUAAGCCUGAAGGCAUGAUGGUUGCCACAAUUGAAGUCGGACCAAAAAAGAUCUCCACUGUUUUCUUUAUUGUGGACGCAGAUACUACAUACUCUCUCUUGCUGGGACGAGACUGGAUUCAUGCCUCUCAAUAUGUGCCAUCAACCCUGCACCAACAAUUAAUGUUUUGGGAAGGAAAUCAGGUCUUCAAAAUGGAAGCGAAUGACAACCCAUUCGAUGUAUCAGAACAAGUUGAAGAGUCAGUGUUUUAUUCCAGUCAUUUGGCUCCGAUGUCUCAGUUGUAUAUGGCCAGGGAAUACCCAAACAAGGGUUAUAAAGUCACUGGCCAGAACUCGAUGUUCUAUUAAAAGAACACCUUUAUUGUAU